AUGUCGUUACGGACGCCACCGCUGGACUCCAGAAAGAGACAGUCUAAGAAAGACGAGGCCAUCAGACGUAAGAUCGAGCACGAACUCUCGAAAAAGAGAGGUCUGAGCUCCAGGGUCCACAGGCUGAAGAAAGGUGCUCCAGGCACCGUGUGGAGCUUGAUGCCCUCGGAGCCAAUUGUGUGCAAGGCGCUGGCCACGGUAUACGAGGCGGCGCAGCUUAUGCUGGCCAAGAGAGAGAACUGCAUUCUCGUGGUAGACGAUGCUGGCGGGCUCAUUGGAAUCUUCACCGCUAAAGAUUUGGCGUUUCGUAUUGUGGGUUCAGGCUUGAACGCCAAUAACACUCUGAUCGAGCAGAUCAUGACACCCAAUCCGAUUUGCACUCAAGCAAACUCCCCGGCGCUGGAUGCCCUUACGCUUAUGGUGGAGAAAGGAUUCAGGCACUUGCCAGUGUUGGAUGAGGAGAACCACAUUGUGGGUGUGCUAGACAUCACCAAGCUGUAUGCGCAGCAGAUGGAGAAGCUUGAGAGGUUGCACACGUCGUCGAAGAAGCUAUAUGAUGCCUUAGACUCGGUGCACUCCGAAAUGGGCAUGUCUGACCAGCCUCGCCAGGUGUUUGAGUACUUUCAGGACCUCAAGGCGAAAAUGGACGGGCCCACAUUACAGUCGGUGUUAGGGACCUCAACUCAUACAGUGUAUACUACGGUGAAGUCUUCAGUUUACGAGGCCACAAUCUUGAUGAGAGAAAAUAGAACUACUGCUGUUUUAGUGAAGGACACUAACAAUACCGUGAGCGGUAUCUUCACGUCCAAGGAUGUGGUCUUGCGCGUAAUUGCCGCUGGACUCGACCCGAAGAAGUGCUCUGUGGUCCGUGUGAUGACGCCUCAGCCCGACUUCGCCGACUCGAAUCUCUCCAUUCAACAGGCCUUGAGACAGAUGUUCGAGGGGCACUACUUGAACUUACCCGUUGUGGAUGAGAGCAAUGAGAUCGUGGGCAUGGUGGAUGUCUUAAGGCUCACUUAUGCUACGCUCAAUCAGAUCAAACGGAUCGAAAAUCCCCUGGAGAACCUCGGAGUCUCGAGUUCGUCAGAAGGCCCUGCGUGGAACAAGUUCUGGACAUCUUUAGACAACAACGACUCUGAGUCCAUUCACUCCGACUCGGCUAUCAGUGCCCCUGAUGUGACCCCUUCAGAGUUUCAAUCGUUCAACAUUGAUGUGAACCCCUCAGACUCUAUCUCUGCGGUAGAGGAAACGUCAUCUAGGCAAAUGAGCAAGACAGCGUCUACAGCUGGUCGUGAAGGAGUUUUUGUAUUUAAGUUCCGUUCUCCAGCACUGGUGACGAGGGUUCAUCGUGCCACAAUUCGUCCAGAUCAAACCCUCCAGGAUUUGAAGGAUGUGAUUAACUCGAAAUUGCACAGCAAGGAUCUUGAAGCCAUGAAGCUUGAGAAGGACGAGACUUACGCUAUUAGUUACGUUGACGACGAGGGUGAUGUUGUUUCGAUCACAUCCGAUCACGACUUGAGGGACUGCGUUGAGGUGCACGAGAAGUUAAAUAUCACCAAGGCAGACAUCUACCUCCAUCAUCCCCACGAAGAGGCACCGGUGGGCAAAGUCAGGCCAUUGAAACUGACACUGGAGAUUAUUGCAGGAAUUCCCAACCAAACUCUUAUUCCUGUAGUGAUAGCCACUGCCGCCGCCGUUGCCGGUAUUUUUUACGUUACUAAGAAGUAA
This is a messenger RNA of Candidozyma auris, 1728 nucleotides long. RefSeq lists its product as uncharacterized. The record is from RefSeq and is a predicted model, not a curated record. NCBI's taxonomy places the organism in Eukaryota, Fungi, Ascomycota, Pichiomycetes, Serinales, Metschnikowiaceae. Gene Ontology annotation, molecular function: protein binding. The transcript has a single exon. The coding region runs from base 1 to 1728 and encodes 575 amino acids.